Messenger RNA from Formica exsecta, 924 nucleotides. RefSeq lists its product as uncharacterized. The record is from RefSeq and is a predicted model, not a curated record. Bases 136 to 840 code for a protein of 234 amino acids. Lineage: Eukaryota; Metazoa; Arthropoda; Insecta; Hymenoptera; Formicidae. The transcript is spliced from 4 exons. Gene Ontology annotation, biological process: regulation of tube size, open tracheal system; septate junction assembly. Gene Ontology annotation, cellular component: septate junction; membrane.
GGCGCAAUGCAAGGUGUGGCAAGUGUUUCUAUACGAAAGAGGAGCAACGAAACGAAAACAAUAAUUGUCAAUGACCAAAUAAUUUGAAUCGAUCGACUUCACGUCUCUGUCCGCGAGUCAAGAGACCGAGAGAUCAUGACGGUGGAUAAACAAGAGUAUCACAGGGCUUCUAACGCCGUUGUUUUCGGCGGAGGACUCACCUUUGUAUCAUUAUUCCUCUUAAUGAUGGCUUUUAUAAGUCCGUAUUGGAUAGAAUCAUAUGAGGAGACAUUCAGCAGUUUUAAGCACAUGGGACUCUGGGAAUAUUGCUUUGAACAAUUCCGUUAUCCUUAUUACCAGUUUGACAAGCAAUUCGACGGCUGCCAUCACAUCUUUUCACAAGAAUAUUAUGUUAUAAGAGAGUGGCUGCUGCCAGUGUGGCUCAUGAUUGUGCAAGCGUUUGUCACACUGGCUUUAUUACUUUCUUUCUUUGCUUUCUUUGUGAUAAGCCUGAUCUGGAUACGUUGGCCAUUGAGAUUUGUCCUGCAUUACGAAUGGAUUCUGUCGUCUGUCGCUUUCAUAUGCGAUGCAAUUGCCGGUGUGCUUCUCUUCUUGGCAGUAGCCAUAUUCGGUGGACAAUGCUGGCGUCGAGACUGGUUAAUGUAUCCAAAUUACAAUCAUUUGUCGUGGUCGUAUGGUCUCGCGGUCGUAUCGUUCAUGUUGCAUAUAUUUGCUGCGUUCUUUCUAUAUCUAGAUGCGCGGACUGGUUACAAAUUGCGUAAAGAAUCUCGCAAUCUGGUAAUGCAAAUGCAACCGAAUCCUCAGUCUCAUCACAGUCUCCCACGAAGCGGAUAUAUAUAAUAUUAAAUCGUAUUUGGCAGAAAGUUUCUGCACAAGGUUUUUAUUACUGUUAAACUAAACAAGAGCGCGAGAUUUAUCUUUUAA